GAAGGAUAUUCUCGGCGGUUGCGUAGUGCGCGGCUCGACGCACGGCGAUGCGCGUGACGGCGUUCUCUCGCGAGAAGAGCGCGCGGGAAGAAGUUCCGGCCGCGCCGCCGCUGUGAGGCCGCUGAGGGCCUGAGGCGCCGGGGCGGGACCGGGACCAGGACCAGGGCCCCGCGUCCGCUGAGCAGCGGGCGCCGCUGCCGCGCCCUCCCCUCCCAUCCCCUGCCCCGGGACGCGGUGGCCGAGGUCGCGGGGGAUCCGAGGCUCGUGUGUGGGCCGCUGUCCCCUCCCCGGGGCAUCUGCGAGGGCACGCGGGACAGGCCGCGGCCUCCGGGAGGCUCGGCCAGGCCUGUGCGGAGGGGGCGCGGGCGAACGCGCCGAGCAGAUCACAGCGGGGCUGCACAGUAAUGGGCCGAACUGCCAUAGGACCGUUUGGUUCUAUAGCACAGUGUUUGCGGUGCCAGGCGUGCCCGAGCUGCGGUGCCGGGAGAGCAGCAGAGGGAGGCUGAGGCUGUGCAGCAGCGACGCAGAUGCUGAUUCGUGAGGCAGCACAGGAUCAUCACACCUUCAUUGGGAUACCAAACAUCACACCCCACAGAUCAAAAAGCCCCCUGCCUGGGUGAAGACCCUUCCCCUGGGCAUGUGGAGUAGGAAAGUGAUUACAUAAGCCAUAACUGUAUGCUAAUCGGCAACCAUGGAGUGACCUGAUCGAGGUGGACCUAUUUGAGCAAGGGGGUUGGACUGGAUGGUCUUGAGAGGUCCCUUCCAACCCCAACCAUUCAGUGACUGCAAUGGGGGCUGUAAGAAUUCUGUAGUUGUGUAUAAGCACAGCACAGAGAGGUUUGAUGGGGGUGCUGGAUCUGUGGUGUUAACCCACAGGCUUGUGCACCCCUGAAAUAACCCAGCACUGUCUCCUGAGCGUGUGACUGUUGGCAGGUGGCACACUGGGGCAUGAAUGUGCUGUUGGGACAACAAGGAGUCUGUAGCCCCAGUGGCCAGAAGUGGAAGAAAAUCACAUUUCCACCCAGCAUCCCCAUGGAGAGCAGCGAUACCAAUGGUUCUCUCAGGUGGCUGAGCCACUUGUGGCAAGAAGAAGAUUCAUCAAAUAAUCCUGAGGGCUGCCAACAAGCUGAAUCACAGAGUCUCAAGGGCUGGAAGGGACCUGGAAAGCUCAUCCAGUGCAACCCCCCUGACAGAGCAGGACCAGCUAGAGCAGGUCACAUAGGAACCCAUCCAGGUGGGUUUGGAAUGUCUCCAGAGAAGGAGACCCCCACAGCCCAUCUGGGCAGCCCCUUCCAGUGCUCCCUCACCUUGAGAAGAAAUUAUUCCUUGUAUUUCUUUGGGUCCAGUUCUCUUCCAGCUGGAGACCCCCUGCCCCUGCCCUCCCAGCUGCCCAGGCACUGCUGUGCUGGAGACCCGCAGUCCCUGCCCCAGGACCACCUCACUCCCUGCCGCUUGUGUCUGUGUCAGGGUUCAGAGGAGCUCCCUGGGAGCUGCAGCACAGUUCUCUUGCUGUUCUCUGCCACCUGCAAUCCCCUGAAGUACUUUUUUCAGAGACAUGGUCUCCCUCCAUGCCACACACUCACCUUCUUUCUUCAUCCCUUUCAUGCUCCUUGGCUGUAUGAAGCAACAUCUUCCAGGGCCAGCUGCCAGCUGUGUGCCUGUACAGCACUGCCCAAGAGGUCUGGCUGUGCUGAGGGUCCUGUACUGCCCUGACACACAGGCCGAUCCCAGUGAAGCUGCAACCCCAUUGCUGCAGAGGACAGGGAAGAGCAGCCCUGAACGCAGGUUCAGGCAAGGAGCACGAUUUUGACAGAGGCCUCACACCCAGCUGAGAAGAUUCUCUGUGGCUCCUCAGAAGACAUCGUUCCCCAGCUCCAAUCUAAUCAUCCCCUGGUGCCACUUGAGGCCGUUUCCUCUUGUCCUGUCACUUGUAGCUGAGGAGCAGAGACAGACCCCCACCAGCACCAGGGACCUGGGAAGCCUGAGAGCCUUUACUGGCCAGCAACAGCCUGACUGCAGGAAGCUCCUGCCAUGCUGCUGGCACCUGUGGGCACAGCAUCCCCUGGGCCACGCAGUGUGUGGGGAUCCAGGGCACUGGAGUCGCCCUCGCUGUUAAAAGGAAUUUGCUUGUGUUUUGUCCCUCAAUAAGUUCAGGUUUCCUUCCUCAUUCCAGCUCAGCCCAGCCCCGCUCUGGCCCAACAGAUCCGUUGGGGGUUUCCAGAGGAUAUUCAGGCAUAUGGAAACCUGCCACAUCCACCCAGCGCUGCCCAGGGGACUGGAAACUCCUCACUCACGGAUGUCCUGCGUGGGAGGGCUCUGCUGCUUUCUGCAGCCUUGUCUGCAGUGCCACUUUUCCUUCCGUUUUCAUUUUCCCGAGUGCCAGGAGCUGGGCAUCUCCAGCCGCGGUACCACAGCCCGACGGGUGCAGAGGCUCCGGGGCUCCCUGGUAGCGGCAGAUCCCAAAGCGAGCGUCUGGAGCAGAGGGACCGUUAAGCACAUGCAGCGCCGGGCUGCGGUGCCGGCGCUGCCCGCGGCGCGGGGCGGGCGGGCGCGGGGCGCGGCGCUGCUGCUGCUGUGCGGGUGCGGGGCCGCGCUCUGCGCCGCGCGGGAGCCGCUGCUGCCCGCCGCCCGCAUCGUCGCGCGGAACGUCGCCGCCCUGCACGUCGGGGCUCUGCUCAAGGGCACCUGCGACCUGGCCGAGGAGAUCUUCCACCUGCGGUCCAGGCACCACGGCAGCUUCUGGAGGGCCCUGGGCGCCUGCUUCCCCCUGCAGUGGCACGGGCCCAUGCUGCUGUUCUGUGCCUCGGCCUCUGUGGCUCUGCAGGAUGGAGACGAGCGGCUGCUCGGCCUCCACAUCGGCCUGGUCAGCCUGAGCCAUCUCCUCAUCCUCGCUCUGCGGCUCCACCAGCCUUCAGCAGUGGAAGUGUCUGAGAUCCUGGAGAGGUCCAAGAGGAACGUCGCUCACGGGCUCGCCUGGUCUUACUAUGUCGGGUACCUAAAAAUAGUCCUGCCACGGCUGAAACAGUCCAUGGAGGAAUUCAGCAGAGCCAACCCCAACUUACUGGUGCACAGGGAGACCUGGAAGCUCCACAUCUUGCUCCCUCUGAGCUGUGACAUCUACGAUGACCUGGAGAAAGCUGACAGCAACAUCCAGUAUGUGAUAGACCUCCCUGAAACCACCCUGACCCGAGCUGGCACCAGGAAAAGGGUCUACAAACACAGCCUCUAUGCCAUCAGGGAUGAAGACAACAAGCCCUGGCACUGUGCAGUGGAAUAUGCCACCCCGCUGCAGUCCCUCUACGCCAUGUCCCAGGAUGAGGCCGCAGCCCUGGGCCGGGAGGAGCGUCUGGAGCAGGCCAAGCUCUUCUGCAGGACCUUGGAGGAGAUCCUGGGCAGCUCCAGGGAGUGUGCUGGGACCUACCGGCUCAUCGUGUAUGAGGGCUCGGGGGAAGCAGAGCCCCACUCCCUGUCCCGAGAGCUGCUGUGGCACCUGCGCCAGCAGCGUCACGAGGAGUAUCCCGUGCCCAGGGGCAGCCCCCAGCGCACACCGGCCACCGGCCUGGACUCAGCACAGCUCAACCUGCAGCUGAGCGCGUCGGACGGGCCUCAGUCCCUGCGCAGCGACGGCUUCUGAGGGGUACCCAGCCCGGGGGGCUCUGCCCUCCUCAGCACUGCCCACCCCCUGCAGGGGCUGCCCCACGGCCCCAGCCCCAGGACACGCUGCCCGUUCCCUCUGUCUGGCGGAUUCGGUCCCGGUUGGGGGUUUCAGCUGCUUUGAUUCGUGUCACGGGAAGCGUUUCCCUCUGGGGCUGGGGGCAGGGGGCAGCCCUGGGACCAGCUGCCUGAGGCUCGGUGUAGGACGUCACACGCUGGGGGUUGAAGCUCCCCCCAACACGUCUGGGUGACGAUUCCUGGGCAUCCAGCAUCUCCUGGGGAGGUUGGGGUGCCUUGGUGACUGGUUUUGUCCCCAAGGCUGUGCUUAAAUCCCUGCUUUGCUUCAAGUCAGAACAACCUCCUGAGCGAGGAGUCACCCAGCUUGUGGGGGGUCACCCAGAGCUGACCAAGUGCUGCCCAAAACGCUGGAUGUAUGGUCUGAGCAGCUGAAGGAAGGGCAUGUGGCUCCAAAGAGCAGAGAAGGGCUGCAGCAGCCCUCACUCCUGCACUUCUGGGCCAGUCCCAGCAGAUGCUCCAGGCAAUGGGCUGGUCCUGGCUCUGCAGAGGCUGGUGGAGGUUGUACCUUUGCAGCUCUGGCGUUGGCAACUGUGUCAUGCAGAAUGUGUGGGGGUUUCUCACUCGUCCUACAUCUCUGCUAACUACUGUCAGCUGCCUCUUAAAGCCUUGUGCCAAGUACA
Molecule: messenger RNA, 4352 nt
Organism: Colius striatus (speckled mousebird)
Lineage: Eukaryota; Metazoa; Chordata; Aves; Coliiformes; Coliidae
Gene: STING1
Product: stimulator of interferon response cGAMP interactor 1
Exons: 7
Coding region: 2237-3634 (465 amino acids)
Biological process (GO): innate immune response; reticulophagy; positive regulation of macroautophagy
Cellular component (GO): endoplasmic reticulum membrane; autophagosome
Molecular function (GO): cyclic-di-GMP binding; 2',3'-cyclic GMP-AMP binding
Source: RefSeq, a predicted model, not a curated record